Molecule: messenger RNA, 714 nt
Organism: Lachancea lanzarotensis
Lineage: Eukaryota; Fungi; Ascomycota; Saccharomycetes; Saccharomycetales; Saccharomycetaceae
Gene: SHE2
Product: LALA0S02e03664g1_1
Exons: 1
Coding region: 1-714 (237 amino acids)
Molecular function (GO): RNA binding
Source: RefSeq, a predicted model, not a curated record
AUGAGCAUUCAACGGUCAGCCUGCAAUCCAGAGACAUUGAGGCACCUUCAAAAUGCCUCCAAUGCCUUUUCUGACUAUUUGAACGCAUACAUUGAGGCCUUGAACAAGUACAUUGGGCAUCAACGUCGAGUCUCGACACUAAGGUUCGAAAGAGCAACACUCAUCAAGCACGUCAAGAAGCUUCGCUUUUUCAAUGAACAAUUGACCGCAUUGAACCUUUUGGAAGCCAGCAGAUACCGUAAUGGUAGUCUCGAUACGGUGGUUUCGUCCUUAGCAUCAUUUUUCAUUAGAUGCCUCGAGAUGGUGGACCUUUUGAACUACUACCUCACACAGGCAUUGAAAAACGAAACGAUUUCCAAAACCUUAAAUAAUGAUCUAGUGGUCAGCGAUCCAUGUAUUGUGGUUCUCGAAAAUGUGUAUCGCCAUUUCGUGAAAUUCACACAAUGGAUGCUGGAAGCGAUAAAUCUGCAUGAUGUAACGCUCACCAUCGAAGUUCUGCAAUUCGCCCGCAAAUGUGCCCAGGAAGAUGGUCUCAAUGUUGAAGAAACGUCAGAUAUUUUGCUUCAGGAGGUCGGGAUCGUAGAGGACAUUCACGAAUAUAGAGAUUUACUGAAGGAAUGGUGUACAGUGCUCUGCAGCCAACAAAAAGAACUCACGCAAGCGUUUGAUCUCGAGACGGAGCGCUGGAGCCAAGUUUUCGAACAGCGUAAAUAG